Nymphalis io (European peacock) is the source of this 3834-nucleotide messenger RNA. It is a transcript of the gene Faf2, whose product is annotated as FAS-associated factor 2. The transcript is spliced from 7 exons. Lineage: Eukaryota; Metazoa; Arthropoda; Insecta; Lepidoptera; Nymphalidae. Gene Ontology annotation, molecular function: ubiquitin binding. Bases 182 to 1492 code for a protein of 436 amino acids. Gene Ontology annotation, cellular component: endoplasmic reticulum. The record is from RefSeq and is a predicted model, not a curated record.
AACUUCUGUUACCUAGAUAAUGUGUACUGAGGUAUUUUAUUGAGAAAAACAUUUUAUUCUAACUAUUUUCUCACCAUUAUUUUUGUUAUUUUUGUUUAUAAGCACAUUUAUGUAGAGCUACGUAUACGAUACUUUGUAUACAUCUAUUCUAUUGCUCAUAUCUUACUAAAAAGUUAUAGCAAUGGAUCUAGAAGACAAUGCAUUGGGUUUGACCCAAGAACAAACUGAUAAAAUUCUUCAGUUUCAAGAUUUAACAGGAAUUGAAGAUAUGGCAAUAUGCAGAGAUGUUUUGCAAAGACAUCAAUGGGACUUAGAGGUAGCAAUACAAGAACAACUCAAUAUGCGAGAAGGUCGUCCUUCAGUAUUUGCGACAGAAGCGAGAGCGCCACCAGUCGUACAUGACCACAUAGCUCAGCAAGUAUUUACAGACGAGGCCCCAGAAGGUCCAGUAGGAGUGAGAGGAAUCCUCCGCUAUUUUGUCAACUUAGUUGUGUCAAUGUGUUACAGUACAAUAUCUUCUGUGCUGAACUUGCUUUUAAGUUUUGUAAGAAACGAUGAAAGAAGAUUGGUAACAGAUCCUCUCGGAGAUGUGAUGACCUUUAUAAACACCUAUACAUCAAGAUAUAACCCACACCCUGUGUUCUAUCAGGGCACAUAUGCACAAGCACUUAAUGAUGCUAAAAAUGAAUUGAGAUUUCUUAUUGUGUAUCUCCACUCAGAAUCAGCUACAGAGACACAAAACUUUUGCAGGACAACACUAUCAGACCCAGAAGUGAUCCAAUACAUUAAUACUCAUGGUCUCUUUUGGGGAUGUUCUAUUGAUACGUCAGAAGGGUGGCGGGUUGCACAGUCGGUGGGCGGUCGAAGAUACCCACUGCUGUGUGUGGUCUGCGUGCGCGAACAUCGCAUGACAGUGGUAGCACGGAGUGAGGGUGCCUGCGCACCACAACAGUUGUUAGCAAGACUACAGAGGGUGGUCACGGAGAAUGAACCGCACCUCGCGGCUGCUCGGGCUGACAGAGUGGAGCGCGAGGUGACGGCGCGGCUGCGCGCGGCGCAGGACGAGGCGUACGCGGAGUCGCUCGCUGCCGACCAGGAGAAGGAGCGCCGCCGCGCCGCCGACCGCGCCGCGCGCGACCAGCUGCAGCGCGACACCCUGCACCGCCAGCUGCAGGAGGAGCAGCGCCGCCUGCAGGUAAUAGCAGCUCGGGAAGCAAUGGCAGCUAAUUUGCCAGUUGAACCAUUACCCGGUGCUGAUGUGGUUGUGUUACUCAUACGACUUCCUGGAGGAGAAAGGCUCACUCGGCGUUUUCUUUUCUCUCAUACCACUCAGGAUCUAUACGAUUUCGUGUUCAGCAACUUACAAGCUCCAGAGGAAUUUGAAAUAACGACCAAUUUUCCAAAACGUAUCAUAACUCGGGGAACGUCAAACUUAAAAGAUGUCGGUCUCAAAGACCGCGACGUGCUUUUCGUCAACGAUAUUAACGCAUAGACAAUUGAUAUAAAAUGCUAUUGGUUUCUAAUUUACAGAGAAGUUAAUGAGUUGUAGAUGACAUAAAAAUUAACGGCCUUACUUAUGAACGUUGAGCGAGUUAAUAGUUAAACAAUGCUGUGUCUUCAGCUAUCGAAUGUCAUAUAAAUAAUGACAAAGAACAGAAAUCAGUGUUUAACUAAACAGUUGCUAAGCAAUGUUUAUAAGUAAGAUCGUAAGUCACCAGAAAAUAAUUCUGUUUAUGAUAAUAUGUUCUAUGAGUUACUUAUAACUUUGUAUAGUGUAUUCAUAAAGAAUACAGAUCGGGCUAUGCGAUUGCAAAAUUAGUUGUAUAUUAAAAAAAAAGUCCUAUGCAUAUAACGAGCGUCUAUUUCAUUUAUUAUAAUUUAUUAAUAUGUUUUCACAUAUAACCAUUCUUGACAAAUUGUUUUAAUUUGCUUACAAUUUUAUUUUAAAUGUAAAAACAAACAGUUUUCUUUUAUGAUUUCGACAAGGUAGCUAAUGAAUAUUCCAAUAAUACCAAAAAGUAUAUUAAUUAUAUAUAGCUAUUGGAAUCAUUUAAAAAAAAAUGAAAAUCUAUUUUGGUAUGAUAAUUACUAAAUUGUAGGAACGUUGUUAUGGAUAUUUAAGACAAAAGUACAUGUUUAAAAAUAUUGUAUGUCUAGUUAUAGCAUCAUGCUGAUACAUUUGUGAAUUUUAAUUCUAACUUUGCCCAGUGACAGUGUCAACGUGUGUACCCAAAGCCCAAGCUAGCGAAUCCUCGUUUACAAGCUGAUGCAAAUAUCAAGAAACAUCGUUAACACUACUUUCAUUGGUGAUCUCUACUAAGGCAUACAUAUGUGACGAUAACGUACCAAUCGCGCGCUCAAAAUAAUACUACUCUGUUCGAAUCUACCAAUCACGUGCUUGAUUUUCGCAUCUCUCCGACCAUCAAACAGUUUACAGUAAACUGCGUUUAUUCGGUUCAUGCGACUUUUCGGUUCAUAUUAUGAUAAAACUACAGAUUCGCUUUUAAAUAAUUUUAUUUUGAUGUCUCAAAGCUGAUUGACGUAAACGAUUUGAAACUGGCUUUCAACAUUCAAUCAACUUUGCAUACUAUAUAUAUUAGGAAAAAGAAAAUUAUAUUACGAUUGUAAAAAUUGUAGUUAUGAAUAUUAUUUGUAAGUUUUUAAAUAACUUCAGUUUUAGAUCUCCAGCAAAACAAGCGACAAAUAGCUGUUUUCUUAGCAUAUAAUUAAAGCUUAGUAACACUUACUCUCUUAAUUUCCUUUAUUUUUUUUUAUAAGAGUAAAAUUAAUUAAAAAACUGUCAAGCAAACAUAAUUAUUACGCAUAAUAAAUACUAGUUUUUUUAGAUUUUAUUAGUGUUAUUAUUUAAAUGAAAAAUUGGAAUUGUUUAUAAAUGGUGUUCUUUUUUCCAAUACUUGUGAUAAGUUGGUUAUUACAUGAAAAAUAUUUAACGUUUGAUUUUUUUUUUUUGUAAAACAGUCAGUCAGUUUUAAGGUGUAUUAUCAUCAAAAGUAUACGAUAUAUAGCUUAUUUGUUAAGAUGGAGAUUUUUUUUUAUAUUAUAUGAUACGUCCAAACUGAUGUUCAGUUGUAGAUUUUAUUUUCAAAAUAGUUUUUUUUUAUAAAACCUAUUAAAUUGUUUGCUAUUAAAUCCCAUUUAAGAGUAAUCAAGUUAAUAGAUUAUAUUUGUUUUACCAUACAUUCGAUUUGUGUUUAAGAUGUAUAAGCACUAUAAUAGACCUAAUUGUUAAUAACGUUAUGUGGAAUUACAUUUUUAAAUUGUGUGUCCUAAUAAAAAUUACAAGUUAUAUUGAUAAAGAUGUUUUUAGUUAAGAACCUGUACUGUUAUACAUUACCAUUGUUUAGAAUUCAUGUAAGUAACUUGAAGAUUGCAUGAAGUUCAAAUUGGUUUACAUUAUUCAGAAACCUUAUACAUAUCAAGACUUGAUUUUUUUUUUAAAGUAUUGGACUAUUAUAUAUAUUACAUUAAAUAGGUUUAAUUAUAUGUAACUAUUCAAAAAUAUGUUAAUUUAAUUUUUUGUAUUGUUUGCUCUAGCCUUUUACAAAUUUUAAGUUUUGUUAGUUAAUUCUGGAUUUAAUUAAUCGAAACCUGUAUUUAGCAGAAUAAUAUCGGUUUUUGGCGUCUUCUUUAUUUUUGAAUUCAAUUUCUCUGCAUUUUAAUUCGCUUUUGCUUACAAAUUUUAAAGUUUUUUUUUAUUAUUUGUGAUAUGUGGUGUGUAGAUCUAGUACCAAAGGUGCUGGAAGAUGACAAGCAUUUACUUUUGAUGGAUUGUGUAAAAUAUUAUGUUUUGUUGUAAUAUAAUGUUCCUUACGA